AUAUCCUCACAAGUCUUACAAGCACCACCACUAGCUAUUAGCAAGCUAAGCAUUGUUGUGACACUAUUAGCAAAUUAUGGCACCAAAAAAUUGCAUUGCCAUUGUCUUCAUUGUCUUCCUUGCUAUGUCUUCAUGUUCUGCUUAUCAAACUAAAAAGAAGCAGCACAAGCCCUGUAAGGAGUUAGUGUUGUUCUUCCAUGACAUUCUCUACAAUGGCAAGAACGAACGCAAUUCCACGGCGGUUAUCGUGGCAGCCCCGGAAGGGUUCAACCGGACGAUACUGGCAGAUAAGUUCCAUUUUGGGAACAUUGUGGUGUUUGAUGACCCAAUCACACUUGACAACAAUCUUCACUCGCCAUCAAUUGGAAGGGCUCAAGGGAUGUACAUUUAUGACACUAAAAGCACCUUCACCGGCUGGUUGGGUUUUUCUUUCUUCUUCAAUAGUACACAACACCAAGGGAGUAUAAACUUUAUGGGCGCGGAUCCGAUUCUGGUGAAGGCUAGAGACAUUUCUGUGGUGGGUGGAACUGGUGAUUUCUUCAUGCAUAGAGGAGUUGCAACUUUGAUGACUGAUGCUUUUGAAGGCGAAGUCUAUUUUAGGCUCCGGGUUGAUAUUAAAUUCUAUGAGUGCUGGUAGAAAUGUUUUUUCCUUUUUUUUUUCUUCUUCUAAUGUGUGUGUUUUUUAAGUGAUGAGUGUGGGUUCAUUGGCUUGCUGUAAUGGACUGUGUUAGUGGCCAUUUUAAAGUUAUCAAUUUCCUACUAGAAACGCAGAGUCUAUUUAACAUUUUCUUGGUGUGGGAUUCUAUUCUAGGACAACUGUCUUUCAAUAAAUAAGAAUGAAUUUUGGUGGAUCAGCACAUGCUGUACUACGAUUCCUUUUCUGGGAAAAA
Messenger RNA from Tripterygium wilfordii, 890 nucleotides. RefSeq names its product disease resistance response protein 206-like. The record is from RefSeq and is a predicted model, not a curated record. The transcript has a single exon. The coding region runs from base 77 to 637 and encodes 186 amino acids. NCBI's taxonomy places the organism in Eukaryota, Viridiplantae, Streptophyta, Magnoliopsida, Celastrales, Celastraceae.